AUGCCACUGUGGUCGCGAGCGAAUCCCUCAGCCGCGACAGGACCCGCUCACACCUCCUCAUCAUCGUCAACCGGCCACGACGACUUCCUCGCGAACCACCACCGUAGAUCGUCUUCGAACCUAGCUGGAUCGUACCAGUCGCAGGCAUCGACAUCUUCCACAUCGCUCGGCAGCAAACGUGGGACUUUGAAGAAGGAGCGGGUCCGGUCGAAUGUCCGGGAGCUGGAUGAGCUGGGGAAUGACGACGAGCCGUGGGACGAGGGCAGCGACGACGAGGAGAGCGUCGCGCAGCUUGCAGGCAAGAUGGGGUCGAUUUCGCUCUUGAUUCCAGCGUCUCGAGGACGAGGACCCGUCUCGCCAAGUGGGGCGACACCCGCUUCGCCUCCAGCAGGCUCUGCAGGCCUUCCCUCAGCCUCGUCGCCACCUCGAAGCGCAGGGUCAGCGUGGUCCUUCAACCCGUUCUCGAUGCGGUCUCCCCCUCCCCUCCCUCGACAAUCUUCGACCGCUUCCUCCCUCUUCAGCGCUCCUUCACCCUCUCUCGGCGCAGAAGCCGUCGCAGCAGCUCUCACAGGCGGCAGUCGGUCAUCACCUUCCACUCUUUCCGUCCCGCCUUCACAGCCUUCACCGCCGAAACGAGGAGCGAGCUAUCUUGCGGGCGCGAGCAAAGUGCAGGAGGAAGCGGACAAGCAGGUGCGGGAGGAGGAGCGAAGGAAGAGUCUAGAGGAGGGGGAGAUUGUGCAGGAGCCGGAAGAGAUGGAGGGACAGGAACGCGAGCGGAAGGAAGAGGGCGAGGAGGUGCGGGAGAAGGGAGAGGGUUACCAGAAGGAGCGGUGGAAGCAGGCGGUUCGAGCAGACGUUGACGAGCUCGUACACGAUCCAGCUCACGUCCUCGCUCGCCUCCGAGUCGCCUGGCAGCCCGCUCCACCACCCACGCAAACGAACGCACACCGCGCCUCGGUCUCUUCCGUACCCGACGCUCCUUCUCCCGAUCCCAACGCGACCCCUCAGUCGCGACAAGCCGCCCCUGGUGCCGACUCAGACGCUGAAGACGACCUCGCAGCCGGCUACGUCCAGCUCAACGCUCCGGCAGUAUCGUCUCAGGAUCCUUCGAUCGUCGAAUUCGACGCUGCACCACCGAAUCCGGAAGAAGAGGGCGAGCGGGGGCGGGAGAACCGGAGAAAGAGGAAGUUUCUCGACGUGCUCGGAGAGGAUAACGUCGACUUGACGGAGCUGAGGAAGUUGGCGUGGAGCGGCGUGCCAGCGGAUCUGCGGACGAUGGUGUGGCAGCUGUUGCUGGGUUACCUCCCAGCUCCUCUCUCUCGACGAGCCACGACCCUCGCCCGCAAACGCUCCGAAUACGCCUCACUCGUCAAACAAGCCUUCUCCCGCGGCGUCAAAGGCCUCGACGGUCCCAUCUGGCACCAAAUCAGCAUCGACGUCCCCCGAACACGACCUGGCGUCCUUUUGUGGCAGGCUGAGGCGACGCAGCGGAGCUUGGAGCGGAUCUUGUAUGUUUGGGCGAUAAGGCAUCCGGCGAGCGGGUAUGUACAGGGGAUCAACGAUCUUGUCACGCCGUUCUUUCAGGUCUUUCUGGCGGCCUACAUCGACGGCGACCCUGAAACGUUCGACGUCUCGGUCCUCCCUCCCGCAGUCCUCGAAGCGCUCGAAGCCGACUCGUUCUGGUGCCUCUCGAAGCUGCUCGACGGGAUCCAGGACAAUUAUAUCUUUGCGCAGCCGGGCAUCCAGAGGUUGGUCAAGAAGAUGGAGAGCUUGUGCGCGAGGGUAGAUGCUCCUCUCGCGGCGCAUCUCAAGGAACAAGGCGUCGAGUUCAUCCAGUUCGCGUUCCGGUGGAUGAACUGCCUUCUCAUGCGCGAGCUGAGCGUCUGGAACAUCGUCCGCAUGUGGGAUACCUACCUCGCCGAAGGCGGCGACGCCUUCUCCGAGUUUCACCUCUACGUCUGUCUCGCCUUCCUCGUGCGGUGGAGCGACAAGCUGCGCGAGAUGGACUUCCAGUCUAUCAUCAUUUUCCUCCAGUCUCUCCCGACGCAGGACUGGUCCGACAAGGAUACGGAGCUGUUGCUGUCGGAGGCGUUCCUCUGGAGCAGGACGUUCAACGCGCGGUAG
Molecule: messenger RNA, 2124 nt
Organism: Rhodotorula toruloides NP11
Lineage: Eukaryota; Fungi; Basidiomycota; Microbotryomycetes; Sporidiobolales; Sporidiobolaceae
Product: GTPase activating protein
Exons: 7
Coding region: 1-2124 (707 amino acids)
Biological process (GO): activation of GTPase activity
Cellular component (GO): Golgi apparatus
Molecular function (GO): GTPase activator activity
Source: RefSeq, a predicted model, not a curated record